Messenger RNA from Parnassius apollo (apollo), 759 nucleotides. Lineage: Eukaryota; Metazoa; Arthropoda; Insecta; Lepidoptera; Papilionidae. The record is from the annotation of a GenBank genome assembly.
AUGUUUGCGGUGAUCAGUGCUACGAUUUUGGAACGAUAUGCUUUGGCAAAAGAAGCUGGAUUUAAAGCAGUUGAAACUGGAUUCCCCUUUGGACACACUUUAGAGCAGGUGAAAAUGGCAAAAGAAAGCUCAGGAGUUGAACAAAUAUUAAUAAAUCUCAAAACUGGUGAUGUAAACAAAGGUGAAUUGGGUGUAACUGCCCAGCCCGGCAAAGAGAAUGAAUUUAAGGAGAAUUUGCAAGUCACAAUAGAUUAUGCAAAAGCUGUAGGUGCUAAAAAAAUUCAUAUUAUGGCUGGAAAGUUAGAAAAAGUAACAUCAAGUAAUUGGGAGACAUAUGAGGACAAUUUGAAAUUUGCAGCUGAUGUAUUGAAACAGGUGAACCUGUUGGGUGUCAUAGAACCAAUUAAUCAACAUUCUGUACCUAAAUACUUUUUAAGUGACUAUGAAAGAGCUGUGGAUAUAAUAAAGCGAAUUGAUAGUGCACACGUAAAGCUGCAAUUGGAUAUAUUUCAUCUUCAACACAUCUGUGGAGAUUUGUCUUAUAACAUUAAAAAACUCAUGCCCUACGUAGGGCAUGUACAGAUCGCUCAAGUGCCAAACAGAAAUGAGCCAGACACCCCUGGUGAAAUAAACUACAAAUACAUUCUUGAACAAUUGGAAACUAAUGGAUACACUGAUUGGAUUGGCUUGGAGUACAAACCAGUGGGCAAUAGCAAAGAUGGAUUGAAAUGGAUUAAUAAUUUUGGCUACUCUUUAUAA